Molecule: messenger RNA, 936 nt
Organism: Rotaria socialis
Lineage: Eukaryota; Metazoa; Rotifera; Eurotatoria; Philodinida; Philodinidae
Source: the annotation of a GenBank genome assembly
AUGGCUGUAUCAUGGACAACGAUGCUUCGAAAACAUCAUGGUAUUUUAAUUAACUCUGAAAUUUGUAAAUCUAUUUUCAAAGCAAUUCAUCAAUCAUCUCAACAAAUCAUUUGCGUGAAAAGUCUUCCAAUUUUAAGUUCGUCAUCACUUAAUGAAGUUUAUAUUCUUCGUACUGUACUUUCCAAUCAUAAUAAUCAUAAUAUUCAUCCAAAUAUUUUAUCACUUUUAUCAAUUAAAUAUUUACCAUCGUUAUCAAUCAAAAACUCGACUUAUUUUAUUUUCGAUUAUGCAGAUAAUCGUGACCUAGCGUCACAUGGUCUAUUAUAUGGUGGUACAGAAAAACAAUUAACUAAUGAACAAAUACGAACAUAUUUAUAUCAACUACUAUCAGCUAUUAUUUAUUGUCAUGAUCGACUUGUUUAUCAUUGUGCUCUUGAAUUAAAACAUUUAUUGAUAACACGUACAGGACAACUUAAAUUAUCGAACUUUGAAUAUGCUAAACAUGCAGUAUGGCGAGCCAUGACAAUUGAUAUACGAGAUCUUUCAUGUUUUUCUCAAUGUCCACCAGAAUUACUUCUCGGUGAUCGAACAUUGCGUGACUCAUUAGAUAUGUGGUCAGUCGGUUGUGUUUUUGCUCAAUUAUGUUCAUCAACUCAAAUUGAGUCUUUAUUUCGUGGUGAUCAUCAAAUUGAACUACUUUUUUGCAUAUUCUCUAUGAUGGGUACACCAACGGAUGAUAUUUGGCCAUUAUUUCGUAAACAGCCUUAUUUCAAUGUUGAUUUUCCACGAUGGCCUAGACGAAAUGAUCAGCUAUAUGAUUUGACAAAAGUUAUAGGAGCAGAAGGUUUAGAUUUUUUGAAAUGUUUACUUAUUUAUGAUCCAAAGCAACGACUAACAGCAAGAACAGCUUUACAACAUCAAUAUUUUAAUCGAUAG